UAAUAAUAUGAAUGGUGUCAAUGGGUGUAACAGUGAACCUGCCGAUGAUACAGUCUUUUCUUGCUCUCCAAAAUAAUAUUUAAGGUGGAGCUAUAUACGGUUAAAGUUACUGGUUUGAUUUGGAAAUCUAAAGUUUAGACACUAUUAUAGAAGCAUGGAUAUGGAGCACCAAAAGCAAGAAGUGGUCGGUUUGGAGGUGGUAGGAGUGAAAAGCAAAACAGAAUGUGUUAAUCCACCGGCUGAGAAAUAUUCUUCUUAUUCUUGUGUGGAUUGGAAGGGACGGCCUGCUGAUCCAGCUAAAUAUGGAAGAUUUAGAGCUGCAAUAUUCGUACUAGGUCUGCAGGGUUUUGAGAUCAUGGCAAUUGCUGCAGUGGGGAACAAUUUGAUAACAUAUGUUUUCAACGACAUGCACUAUACGUUGGCCAAAUCAGCCAACAUAGUAACCAACUUCGUGGGCACAACCUUCCUUUUGUCAGUGGUCGGAGGUUUCGUUUCAGACUCCUACCUCGGGAGUUUCUGGUCGAUUAUCAUCUUUGGCUGCAUUGAGCUGAUUGGAUAUAUAGUGAUUACUGUACAAGCUCAUGUGCCAUGGUUGAAACCAAGCUACUGCAACGUGGUUCUCUCAGAAGGCCUGAAUUGUGAGGAGCCCAAGAGCUCACAAGCACUAGUACUAUUCCUGGGACUGUAUUUGAUUGCUUUGGGUAGCGGAUGUGUGAAGCCUAACAUUCUCUCCCAUGGUGGUGAUCAAUUUGAUGGAAGAGAUGCCAAGGAGAGAAGACAGAUGUCUACCUACUUCAAUUUUGCAUAUCUCAGCUUCUCCAUAGGAGAACUCAUCGCCCUCACAUUAAUUGUUUGGAUCCAAAACCAUUGUGGCAGAGAUGUGGGCUUUGGAGUUUCUGCAGCAGUCAUGCUCUUGGCUCUCCUCACUGUUUCAGCAGGACUUCCGUACUACCGAAAUAGACUUCCCCAAGGAAGUCCCUUGACUCGGAUUGCUCAGGUCGUGGUAGCCGCUCUUAAAAAGAGAAAACUCAAGCAUCCAUCUGCUCCAGAAAUGCUGUAUGAGAUCCGAGAUAAUGCUCGCCAACUUCUCCUUCACACCAAUCGAUUCAGAUUCUUAGACAAGGCAGCAAUCAUUGUACCAGGAGAGUAUAUAGAGAAAGAGAGUUCUUGGAAGUUGUGCCCAGUGAGCCAGAUAGAGCAGUUGAAGCUCAUCAUGCGGAUAAUGCCAAUAUUUGCAUGCACAAUCAUCACAAACUGCAUUCUGGCUCAGCUGCAGACAUUUUCUGUGCAGCAGGGAAGUAGCAUGGACACUCGGAUGACAAAAAGUUUCAGCAUCCCACCAGCCUCUCUUCAAGCAAUUCCAUAUAUAACAAUGGUAUUCCUGGUACCCUUAUAUGAAAGAGUCUUUGUCCCAUUUGCCAGGAGAAUCACAGGCAACGAAACAGGGAUCUCUCAGCUUCAGAGAAUUGGGUUUGGUCUCUUUCUCUCCACACUCUCAAUGGUGAUUGCGGCAUUGGUGGAGGCCAAAAGGAAAGCACACCGUUCCCCUCCCAUUUCUAUAUUCUGGAUUACCCCUCAGUUUUUAGUUUAUGGAAUAUCAGAGAUGCUAACUGCAGUGGGGCUAAUUGAGUUCUUCUACAGCCAAUCCCCAGAGGGAAUGCAAUCCAUGGUCACUGCUCUUACAUAUUGCUCAUUCUCCUUGGGCUUCUUUUUCAGCUCUGUUCUGGUUUCAAUUACUAACAAGAUAACUACGACCGCAUCUCAUGGUGGGUGGCUUUCAAACAAUGACCUCAACAAAGACCAUCUGGAUCUAUUUUACUGGCUGCUCUCCGCUAUUAGUCUUUUCAAUCUCAUCAAUUACAUCUUCUGGGCAAAGUGGUACGACUACAAUCGACCAACCCUUCCUCCUCCUGCCUCAAAAACUAACGUUAACAACAUUCACCAAGGCGUUGAUAAGGUGUAAUGUUCACUACGUAUACAUUUACAUGUGAUAUUUGUUACUAUUAUUACUAGUACUUGGGAUUUGGGUGUAUAGAAAGCUAGCCUCUAAAUGUAAUCAACCUUCCCAAUCAAUGAGAGCAUUUCAUAUUAUAUUUUAGGUA
Molecule: messenger RNA, 2102 nt
Organism: Cryptomeria japonica (Japanese cedar)
Lineage: Eukaryota; Viridiplantae; Streptophyta; Pinopsida; Cupressales; Cupressaceae
Product: protein NRT1/ PTR FAMILY 4.3
Exons: 5
Coding region: 155-1963 (602 amino acids)
Biological process (GO): transmembrane transport
Cellular component (GO): membrane
Molecular function (GO): transmembrane transporter activity
Source: RefSeq, a predicted model, not a curated record